Messenger RNA from Staurois parvus, 321 nucleotides. The record is from the annotation of a GenBank genome assembly. Lineage: Eukaryota; Metazoa; Chordata; Amphibia; Anura; Ranidae.
GGGAGAGGUCUGUAUGUAAACAGCACAGAUCUCUCCCCUGUCAGCACCAGCAUGCUGCUUUGUAUUGCUCUGCGUAGCAGAGCAAUACAAAGCUGCAUACUUACUAAUAAAGCAGCACACAGCACAGUGUUAACCCACAGUACACAGUACACAGUUAACCCUUUGAUCGCCCCAGAUGUUAACCCCUUCCUGCCCAGUGUCAUUAGUACAGUGUCAGUGCUUUUUAUUAGCACUGAUAACUGUAUUAGUGUCACUGGAGAUGUCAGUGGCAGUUAGUCAGUUCCCCCCAGUGUCAGAAUGCCCGCCGCAGUCCCGCUAUAA